UUGGAGGCGUGAGAGGGAAGGGAACGAACACGACGCUGCAUGGAGGGGCGGGGAAGAGGAGGAGAGAGGAGAAUAGAGAGGAAAGGGAGGAGAGCCAAAGCAGGAUUUACUGUUACGAGGGGGAAAAUGUGUUUUAUCCAGUGCGUUUCCAGGAGGAGACGGAUAAAGCGACUUGUUUCUUCGCUGAAACGCAAAUACCCGGAGCUGCCUUCUCUCAUGGCUCUGCACUUAUAAAGCUCAGCCUGCGCCUGUUCGCCCUGUGGGGAAAAACUUGUGGCCGAAGGAAGAAGGCGGAAGAGGCCAAGCAGCGACUCCUGUCGGGGAAACGGGGCGAAGGGUGGAGAGCUGGAGUCGUUUAGUCAUCCUAUAUGUGCACCCCUCUCGGCUGCUCCUCUCAUGGACUCUCCCUAGUAAUUAUAGCAACGCUAUAGGCACGUUCAGUGACUGGGAAUCCCGGAGACGCAACUUUCGGAGACGAGGACAACCUAAAAGUUGUGUAGCCGGUGGGGCCGGAGGAGCUUGUUGAUACUGGAGCACCAAUCGAUCAACCCGUUUUCAGAGAGCAGGAGGGGGGCGCCUGCCGCGGGAACGACGAGGAACAGGAUGAUGAGUAGUGGAAGCGGAGGGGUGGGCGCGGGAGGCGGCGGCGCGGAAGUGGUCUGCUCUGGAUGGCUCCGCAAAUCCCCCCCGGAGAAAAAGUUGAAACGUUUCGCAUGGAAGAGGAGAUGGUUUAUCCUUCGCAGUGGACGUCUAACAGGAGACCCAGAUGUGCUGGAGUACUACAAAAAUGAUCACGCAAAGAAGCCGAUCCGCAUUAUUGACUUAAAUUUGUGUGAACAAGUUGAUGCUGGGUUGGUGUUCAACAAAAAGGAAUUUGAAAAUAGUUAUAUUUUUGACAUCAAGACCAUUGACCGAGUAUUUUAUUUAGUGGCAGAAAGUGAAGAAGAAAUGAAUAAGUGGGUUCGAAAUAUCUGUGAUAUCUGUGGAUUUAAUCCCACUGAUGAAGAUGUAAAACCUGUUGUGAACUCCGAAACUUCUAACCAAGCAGCAUUGGUCCAAGGCCCUCUACCUCCCCCUUACCAGCUCAUAAAUAUGCCACUUGUAGAGUCCUCAAAUAGCCAAGAUCCCCAGGACUAUCUUUUACUAAUAAACUGCCAGAGCAAAAAACCUGAACCGUUGAGGCAAGGUGCACCAUCUUUAAUAUCAGAAGAUGACUAUCUACUGCUUGAAGACUUUGAAAGCAAAAAGAUCUCUUGGCCAUCUCAAGGAGAUUCCACCAGGACAGCCACAGCCGAAACAGACUGCAAUGACAAUGUUGCUACUCACAAAGGUUCCUCGGCCCAAAAACCUGCAGUGAAUGGACACAUUCAGCAGUCUAGCAAUUAUGACUCUCCAUCCCGUGGUGGAUCAUUCUCUACAGAAUCUAGUUUCUACAGUCUUCCUAGAAGCUACUCACAAGAUGUUUUACCAAAAGCUACUUCUCCUUCAGUCACUGAUAUGGAUGGAGAUUCAAAUGUUUUUAACAUGUCUGGAGCCUCUUCUCUAGAAACACAGCUGAGGCAUUUUUCAUUAAGCUAUGACAUUCCUCCAUCAUCUGGAAGCACUUAUCAAAUUCCCAGAACUGUUCAUGAGGGUGCUUCUGGUCAGUCUACAGCUGCAGAUGUUCCUCCUCCUAGACCGCCAAAGCCUCAUCAGUCUUCAGAACGUUCUCCAAUUGAAUCUGGUCUUACGCGGACUGUUUCAGAGACUGAUAGCAACUACUGUGUCCCAACAUCUGGAAUGUCUGUAUCCCGUAGUAAUACCAUUUCAACACAAGAGUUAAGUAAAUAUAAGAAAGAUAUGAGUUCUCAAGAUUUCUAUGACAUUCCACGUCCAUUUACAAGUGACAGAUCUAGCUCACUUGAGGGUUUUCAUGGCCAUUUUAAAAAUAAAAACUUGUUGGCAGUGGGAAGUUUUUCUAAUGAAGAGUUAGAUGAAAACUAUGUUCCAAUGAACCCAAACUCUCCUCCACGACAGCAUUCCAACAGCUGUACUGAACCAAUUCAAGAAACCAACUACGUUCCUAUGACUCCUGGCAUGUUUGACUUCUCAUCAUUUGGAAUGCAAGUCCCACCUCCAGCCCACAUGGGCUUCAGGUCCAGUCCAAAGACCCCUCCCAGGAGGUCUGUUCCAUCUGCUGACUGUGAACCCCCACCAGUUGAUCGUAAUCUCAAACCAGAUAGGAAAGGUCAGAGCCCUAAAAUUUUAAGACCUAAACCUCAUGGUUUAGAGCGAACUGAUUCCCAAACCAUAGGUGAAUUUUCCACAAGAAGAAAGGUAAGGUUAGCACCAUUGAAAAUACCGUCUAUGUCUGAGUGGGAGGAAUCCAUGCAGACGCCAGUACGAUCUCCUGUUACAAGAAGCUUUACACGAGAUUCCUCUAGGUUCCCUAUGCCUCCCAGGCCGGAUUCAGUACAUAGCACUGCUUCCAGCAGUGAUUCGCAGGAUAGUGAAGAAAACUAUGUACCCAUGAACCCAAGUCUCUCAACUGAAGAUCCAAGUUUGUUUGGGAGCAGCAGCAUCGAUGAAGGGCACAGUCCUAUGAUAAAGCCUAAGGGAGACAAGCAAGUGGAAUAUUUAGACUUGGAUUUAGACUCUGGAAAAUCAACACCACCAAGAAAGAAGAAGAGUGUUGGUUCUGGAAGCAGCGCUGCUGAUGAAAAGGUUGAUUACGUUGUCGUAGACAAGCAGAAAACACUAGCACUGAAAAGUACCAGAGAAGCAUGGACUGAUGGGAGACAGUCAACCGAAACCGAAACGCCAACCAAGAAUGUCAAAUAAACGCCCGUAGUAUUUGAACACUUGUUUUAUGAUCACAUGGGUGCCAUUUGGAGCGACGCAUUCUGAUGCCUUCUCUGGUGGAUUCUGCUGAGAUGGAACCUACAUUUUAAUCUUGCUGAAUAUUUCCCAUGGAUCAGCGAGGCAGAGACUGAAUUGUGCACUGUGCAAUCUGUAGAUUUAAGCCCCUGUAAAUAAUUUUUUAUGUAAAAAGAUUACCAUCUAACAAGAUCCAUUUGUUUAACGCAUCUAGCCAUGUUUUGUAGUAUUAUUAUUAUGAUGUUUAUGCACUUUCUGUGGUUCAGACAACGGUUCUGCCAUGUAAUACCUUAAGCCUUUUUUGUUAUUAACAUAGAUUAUUUUUAGUGGGAUAUUAUCAUCUGCAUUUUGGAAUACACUAAGAUUUGGAUUAUCCCUGUAAGGAAUAGAGUCUGCAAGUGUAUUAUAAUGUACAAGUGCUCAAGGCUUUCUAUCACUUGCGCCAAUCAAACAGCUUCUUAUAAUUCACCAUAGCAGUUCCUGUACCGAUUUAAGAUUUGUUAUGCUUAACUUACAUUUAUAUACUGCGGUGAGAAAUGCAUUCAUCUCCUGGAACUUCAGGAAUGGCCAGCCCAUGCUUUAGAAAAAAAAAAUACUAUGGCCCAGAACUUUGAACCUAAAGGGAAAAAAUACCCCUACUCUUUCAAAAAUGAUGCAUAAACACUAAACUUCCAAAACAAGCGUAUGUGUAUUUAUUUAUAUAUACACACGCAUGUGCAAAUGCAUGUAUGGGAAACCUGUUAUCCAAAAAGUGCAUUAUAAGAAAAUAAUUUAAAUAGUUUUUUUUUUUCAAAGGUUUCCUUUUUUUCCUGCAACUAUGAAAAAGUACAUUGUACACAAUGGUACCUAAGCUGCAUGAAUCCGUUUUGGUGGCAAAGCAGUCCUUUUGCAAACAUUCUGCAUAAUAAAUCCUAUACCGUAUAAUAAUCUAUACACAUAUUAUCCAACUAAAUGAGCUUAUGUCAAGUGGGGGGGUCCCUUUAAUAAGGGAUGCACGAUUGGCCGAAUCCUUCUGCCUGGCUGAACCGAAUUCAAAUUUGCAUAUGCAAAUUAGGGACAGGGAGGGAAAUCGUGUGACUUUUUGUCACAAAACAAGGAAGUAAAAAAUGUUUUCCACUUCCCACCCCUAAUUUGCAUAUUCAAAUUAUGUUCGGUAUUCAGCCCAUCUUUUGCAAAGGAUUCGGGGGUUCGGCCAAAUCCAAAAAAGUGGUUUUGGUGCUUUUAAAGGUCUUUUACAGCCUGUUCACUUCAGUCUUUUACUCUUGUAAAAAUAUGAAUAUGAAUUUUAAGUUUGUGUUUAUUUCUCCACUACCCCAAAAAUGAUUAAUAUAGUGUGCUGUGGCUGCUGCUCCUUAGACUGGAGUUCAUUAAAAUAUGGGGUUUAUUAAAAUAUCUGAUCCUUCGUCAACUUCAAAAAUCACUCAACGGAAAUGCAUAUUUAUCAUUUUAUGUCUGAAACUUCCAAUAAAGCUGAAAGCUGUGAUAUGGAAAUGAAAUGCAAUGACACAGAUGUUGCCUUGAGCAAGGUUAGUCCUUUCUGCAAUAAGUGCAUUUACAUUGCUGAUGAUGUAUUCGUUGAAUCGGUGGGGAUUCUGCAGGAUAGAAUCUUCUGCUGACUGAAUGGGUUUAAUGGAACUUACCCGAGUGCUGGGCCCUUUUGGUAAUCAUGUUCCCAGAAUCGGUCUUUUCACAUGACUUACUACAGAGGGUACAUGAAUAAUAAUCAGGUACGUACAAAGCACUACUGUGCUAAUACACUGAUCAGGUUUUUUUUUGCAGUGAAAAUAUAUAAGCAUGUUAAUGUGGAUGAUCUAAUACUGUAAUGGUUCAUUAAGACAGCUGCCAUUAACGUUUAUAGUACUAGGAAAUACUGUGAUUUCAUUGUUUUAUUUUUAAGUGGCCAAGUAAAGACUGUUUGACACCA
Xenopus laevis (African clawed frog) is the source of this 4780-nucleotide messenger RNA. RefSeq names its product GRB2 associated binding protein 1 L homeolog (gene gab1.L). Bases 604 to 2820 code for a protein of 738 amino acids. Lineage: Eukaryota; Metazoa; Chordata; Amphibia; Anura; Pipidae. The transcript has 12 exons. The record is from RefSeq and is a predicted model, not a curated record. Gene Ontology annotation, biological process: signal transduction. Gene Ontology annotation, cellular component: cytoplasm. Gene Ontology annotation, molecular function: signaling adaptor activity.